AAAUAGAUUUCGAAACCUGUAAUUUGGUAUGCACUCUUACUGGAUGCAAGCUCCCUUUAUAGUUCAAUAGCUGUUCUUCUUCUUCUUCUUCUUCUUCUUCUUCUUCUUCUUCUUCUUAUCAUUGUUGCUUUUGUUAUCUAUCUACUUAUGAUGAAUGCUAAAAGCAUGAGAAAGUUUCCUCCUCUGAACUUGGUUCUCUUUGUUACCUUGGUUUCUGUAGAAACCCAUCUCUGUCUCCAAACUGAUACCAUCUCUCCUGGCCAACCUCUUAUGGCAAACCAGACCAUAGUCUCAAAAGGAGGCAACUUUGAGCUGGGUUUCUUCAGUCCUGGAGAAUCUCGAAAUUUCUAUAUUGGCAUUUGGUACAAAAAAAUCCCAAAACAAACUGUCAUCUGGGUCGCAAAUAGAGAAAGGCCUAUCUCCAACACCUCUUCCACUGAGCUGAAAAUCUCCGAAGAUGGCAACCUAGUUCUUCUUAGCCACUCCAAAAUUCCAGUAUGGUCAUCCAAGUCAAGAUCACCUGCACUGAAUUCUGCCAUCGCAGUGCUCCUUGACACUGGAAAUCUAGUUUUGAGAGACCAAUUAAAUUCUUCCAUUGUCGCUUGGCAGAGUUUUCAUCACCCUACAGACACAUGGGUACCAGAAAGCUUUAUUGGCAUGAACAAAAUCACAGGGGAAUACCAGAGUCUGACUUCAUGGAAGAAUGCUGAAGAUCCUGCUCCUGGUUUUUUCUCUGAUAGCAUCGAUCCAGCCGGGACCAGUGAGUACUUUUUGCUGUGGAAUCGAUCCCAAAGGUACUGGCGUAGUGGAGCUUGGAACGGGCAAUACUUCAGUUUGAUCCCUACAAGGAAACCACUCUUUAAGGUAAUUUUUAUUAAUGAUAAGCAGUGGAGGGGCACCACUUGCACUCUCUACAAUAGAUCAAUAAUCACACGAAUGGUGAUGGACUUGACUGGGCAGAUCAAGCAGUUUGUUUGGUUAGAUAGCUCCCAGGAAUGGCUAAUGUUCUGGGCUCAACCAACAGCGCAAUGUGAUGUCUACUCUCUCUGUGGUGCUUUUGGUAUAUGUGACCAGAGUGGCCUGCCACCCUGCAGAUGUCCACAUGGUUUCCAGCCUGCUUCCCCGACAAAUUGGAGAUUGAAUGAUUGGAGCAGUGGAUGCAAAAGAAGAACUCAACUGCAAUGCGGAGAAGAAGAUCGGUUUCUCGUGAUGCCUAACAUGCAGUGGCCUGUAAAUUCUCAGCCUUUGAAGGUUCGAAGCGAUGAAGAAUGCAAGGUAGCUUGUCUGAACAACUGCUCUUGCAAUGCUUUUGCAUAUACAUAUAGCAGUGGAUGCUUGCUUUGGAGUGGGGAGCUUCAGAAUCUUCAACAACUAUAUGAUGAUGGUGGCUCAAACAUGACUCUUUUAUCUCCGUCUUGCAGCCUCAGAGCUGAUAACUUCCGGCCGUAGCAUAAAACAGUGUAUGUGGUUGCUGCAGUGGCACUGGUUGGGGUUCUUAUCAUUCUUGUGGGUCUAGCCUGGAUAUAUCACAGAAGAAGGGUAACCAACUCCAUGAAAGAGUUAGAAGGCUCCCUAGUUUUGUUCACUUAUGCCGACUUGCGACGUGCGACCAGGAACUUCUCCGAGAUGUUGGGGGGAGGAGGCUUUGGCUCAGUUUAUAAAGGAUCAUUGCCAGACUCCACCGUCGUGGCUGUGAAGAAACUCGAAGGCCUCAGACAAGGGGAGAAGCAAUUUCGCACUGAAGUUAGCACAUUGGGAUCGAUUCAGCAUGUCAAUCUGAUUCGACUCCAUGGAUUCUGCUCCGAAGGUACCAAAAAGUUGUUGGUUUAUGAGUUCAUGCCAAAUGGAUCCUUGAAUUCUUAUCUCUCCCAUAAUAACUGUAUGUUCUUAAAUUGGAGAGCUAGAUAUGAAAUUUUCCUUGGGAUUGCCCGAGGAUUGGCCUAUCUCCAUGAAGAAUGUAUUGGGUGCAUUAUACACUGUGACAUCAAGCCAGAGAACAUACUUCUCGAUGCCCAGCUCCGUCCCAAAGUUGCAGAUUUUGGUAUGGCAAAGCUCGUAGGCCGGGACUUCAGCCGGGUACUAACAACCAUGAGGGGAACCAUAGGCUAUUUGGCACCGGAAUGGAUAUCAGGCCUGCCCAUCACUACGAAAGCCGACGUUUAUAGUUUCGGUAUGAUGCUUUUGGAGUUGAUAUCUGGCAGGAGAAACAAUGAUCAUCCAGAAGUUGGAGAGGGCGGCUUUUUCCCUGCAUGGGCUGCAAGUAGAGUUGUGCAGGGUAAAUUCCUCAGUUUAUUGGAUGCGAAACUGGAGGAUGAUGCGAACAUGGAUGAACUGAGCAGAGCUUGUAAAGUUGCCUGUUGGUGCGUCCAGGAUUCAGAAGCUCAUAGGCCUUCCAUGGGGCAGGUUGUUAGUAUCCUGGAAGGUUUCGCAGAGGUAAACAUGCCUCCUGUUCCACAAGCUUUUCAACAUCUCCUAGAAAAUCAAAAAUCAACUGUCUUCUUUUCUGGAUUAUCAUCCGUUUAAUAGCUUCACUUCAUGCAAAUUAUCCUAGUUAUUCUUAUGCUUGCAUCAUGUAGUCAUAAAGAUUUUAGAUUUUUAAAUCCGGACCAAUUUGGUACUCCUGUUCGAUCAGUGUAAGUUGUACGAGUACAAAAGAAAAAGAGUUUGUCUGAUGUAUUUGUAUGAGCAGGAGUUGUAGCUAUGGAAAAGACUUCUAAUC
This is a messenger RNA of Phoenix dactylifera (date palm), 2719 nucleotides long. NCBI's taxonomy places the organism in Eukaryota, Viridiplantae, Streptophyta, Magnoliopsida, Arecales, Arecaceae. The record is from RefSeq and is a predicted model, not a curated record.